Astrephomene gubernaculifera is the source of this 8228-nucleotide messenger RNA. The record is from the annotation of a GenBank genome assembly. Lineage: Eukaryota; Viridiplantae; Chlorophyta; Chlorophyceae; Chlamydomonadales; Astrephomenaceae.
CGUAUAGAUGCUAAAAUGUAAUAUCUUAUAUAUCACUUUCCUUUUUUCAAGGUUCUUGGAAACCCGUACACAGUACCGGGCCUCCGGGCGAAGUGUCAAUCCCAGCACGGCUCGACAAAAUCAGCUAUCCUCAACUUCAAUUAUACUUGAUUGUAGGAUAAUUGGCAUUACCACGAGCGCACGCCUUCGAACUGGUCGCGUCGAACCACAGCGUCCUUUCUCAUUUACCCGCACGGCCGCAAGUCUUCCCUUGCACAGAAUGAUGCUGUUGAACAGCCCGAUAUCAAAGGCUCUGCCAAUUGCCAGGGCUCAUGGCAGGGCAAUGCCGCCAGUACGCUGCACUGCGAUGGCCUCUUCCGCGACGCAGCCUGCGCCAGCUGUUAUGGAAGCCCCCGCCCCAUCGGAAUCUUCGCCUCGCUCUUCCCGUCCUCAAGGGCAGCGCCGGGGCCCUUUCCCUAACCGUGGCCGCUUCCCCCCUGGCCAGCGGCAGCCGCGAAACACGGCUGAGGGUACCAGUCAGGAGGCCCCAGUCAAGAGGACCCGCAUGUUCGAGGUUUCCUUCUUGGAGAUGGACGAUGAGGAGAAGGUGGCUACCAAGGCCGAGUACUACUACAACAAGUCCCUCACGUCCCCCUCCCCUCGCGGCCUGCUGAUGCGCAGCAUGGGCCGGCAAGGGGCUGCGGGCGCGAUGCGGAUGCUGUUGGAGCUGCGCCAGAUGGCAGCGCAGCAGCAGGGAGACCUGCACUUCCAGCCGCAGCUCAUGAACCCGGUGCCGGGUUUCGGAGCGCCCCUGAUAUUCUUCGUGAGCUCGCGGCAGGGGGAGCGGCUGGCGCUGCCGCAGGAUGAGGCGGCCGGACUGCAAAACGUGUUCACCGUGUCGAGCCGUACGGACCCCGAGAAGCUGUUCGGCGCGCUGAACCGGGCGCUGAGGAGCCUCAAGACCGGCCAGUACAUGCGGCUGGACAUGGUGGGCCCCGAGUCCCUGCUCCGAGGCAUGACCGCCCUCGCGGCCGCCCGGGGCGGCAUGGGCCCCAACGGCAACCGCCUGUUUGCCGUACCGCAGCUCGUCACCGCCCUGCCUCGCCGCUUCGAGCAGCAAGACCAAGCUCUGCAGCAGCCGGAGGAGCAGGAGGAGCAGCAGCAGCCGGAGGCACCCGAGGAGAUCCAGGUGACGCAGGUGUAUGUGGGCUGGGCGGCCAGCGUCGAGGUGGCCAUGGGACCUCGGGGGCGCAUGGCGUCGCGGCGGGGGGCUGAGGAGAGGAAGCCGAGGGAGGGUGCGGAGGGGGCGCCGGGUGCUGACUGGGAGGCGGUGCGGGGUGCGGUGGGCAGCAUGGUGGCACAGCAGGAGGCGCUGGCGGGGGCGAUUCAGGCGGGCAGGUCGGAGUGAGGAGGAGGUGUGGUGAGGAGGAGAUGUGGUGAGGAGACGGGAGAUGGGAGGCGGUGAGGAGGAAGAGGAGGAUGUACAUGUGGCAAGGGUGGGAGAGCCGCGAAGGUAAGGAGGUGGUUGUUGGUGACGGGGAGGUGAGGUUGUGGAGGUGCGAGGCGGUGCGGUGAGGAACGCUGGAAAGCACAUGGGGGGUUUGGGUGAAAGGCACGAAUGAGGCGGCGGAGAGGAGGGAUUGGAGAGGCCGAGGAGGGUAAACACGGCAGAACGGUUGAGGACUGUGCCGGCUUGUGGUAGGAAGGUGUUCCCUUGUUUGCUUUGGGGCAUUUUCGGUGUUUUGCGCUUUUUGGCGCUGACAAUUUUCCCGUAGCCCUUUGCUUGCAGGGGAUUCGCUGCAGUAGGCUGUUGGCUUGCUGACACUGUUUGGUAUGUGUAGGGGUUGCCACGAUGUAAUGGUUUUGGGGCAAAGUCGGGAGGUUAUAUUACAAGGGUAAUAAAGCGACUCUGCGGGUUUGUGUAUGUGCGGUAAAAAGGUCCUGCGCAUGAGCAUGGUUGGGACCGCUACCAAGCAAGAUAAACACAGAAGUACAAACGAACAUCCUGUAGCAAAGCCGUAGAUAAGCUAGCCGAGACGGCAAGGUAACUUAAGAGUGCUGUUCUUUGUAGUCUCAUGUAGCCUGCGCACCUCUGUUCAGCCCUUGACACUAUCCAUCCCAACCAUCCGUUGCUCAUGCUUGCUGGAAUGCUGGUCAAGUGGAGUAUCGGCCCAGAUCAUUGCUGCAAGUGAACGUUUAACAUACGUAAGCUGUGGUUACUGCGGAGGAAGCGUUAGCAUCCUUGGUCUUCCAGCAAAUGUACAGACGUCUUCGUACGACGGCGAUGCCAUCAGUGUUACUGUUUUCCACAAUGCUGCUCCUGAGGGUGAUUGCUUUUAUAGCGCCAAACAAUUUAGUGUUUUCUGUGAACCGCCGCCGCACACGGGUAUCUAGCGUUCCAACACCAACAAUUUUGUCCAGGAACCGGUGAUAUUGCUCGAGAUGGCCCUUCAAAGCACUCGUGGUGUCGGCGUUGGCCGAACCGUCGUCGAGCGUCGGGUUGUAUCGUGCUGUGCCUUUAAGCCCCGUGCCCAGCAACAGCAAUCCCGCAAGCCAUCUGAGGCGCAGCCGCUCGCGUCGCAAUUGCUGGCUGCUGGUCUGGCGCUAAGCAUGACGCUCACCCCAAUCCUUGGAGCCAGCCCAGCUCAGGCAGCAAGCCAGUUCAACAGCCUCGCAGAUAUCGUCCGGAGCAACUUUGACUUUGUUGACGAAAACAAGGACGGCGUCAUUACGAAAGAGGAGCUGCUGCGGACAUCGCAGGCUGUAGCUGAGGAGGUUGACUUCAUGGUUCCCGAGGAGAAGCAGCUGGACUUUGCCAUGAAGCUGUUUGACCUCAACCAGGACGGCACGCUCGCCACCGACGAGCUGCUUUCCUCCAUCGCCCUGGACGGUGCGGUGGGCGAGGACGGGCAGCAGGUGGACGGCAACGUGGCGGCGGUGUUCGACCGGGAUGGAGAUGGUUUCGUGAGCCUGCGCGAGUGGCAGGCUGGCGUGCCGGCUCUGGGCCCCAGCGGGGAGGCGGCCAAGGAGUACAUCUUCCGGCGGGUGGACCAGGUGGUGGACGGGGACAGCCGGCUGGACGCGCAGGAGUUUGCCAACGCGUUGACAAUCAUGCGCACCGCGGUUCUGGGCUAUUGAGGGCGCCUGGUGCUCCAUAUGUUGAGUUGUAGUGACAGGAUUGGAAGUCAGGGUUGGGAAGCUUGGAAGCCGCAGCUUGAGCCUUCUGGCGCUUGCUGGUGGGGUGAUCCAAUUGGUCUCAGGGGUUCUAGAGUUGACUGCUGGUGUGGUGUUACGGUGUGCUCCGGCACAUGAGGAACGUGCCCAACGGCCCAUUCCUUAGUUUGGCAAGCAUGUACUGCAAUCGCCAUCGUAACUAUUCUUUCCGGUUGCUAGCUAUCGGCAUGACUUAUUGGGAUACCGUAUCCGUAUCACUUGUGUGUUGCGUGGGGUCCACACAUAGGCGGCCGUUCGUCUUGGCGAGGUUCGUUGGAGGCGUCGCAUGUAUCUAGGAUGGCCGUGUACAUCUAUGGACUUACCUCUUAUAGCGAGUAUCCUUUCCAAACUAGCACCUGUACAAAGCAUGUGUUCGUAAGCCGCGAUACGCACAAAUUACCUUACUGGCAGCGAAACACGGGGGUUUCCUCCACGUUCAGAUUUUAUUCCGCCGUACAGCAUCUAGUUAUUGGUAUCUCUCGCAGACGAAGCAGCAACGAUCGCAAUACCACAACCUGCCGCAUGAUUGUGCCCAAUUGUUAUGCUCCAACUUGCUUGGACCUUGUUGCCGUGCUGCCCGUGCAGUGCUGCGCGCUAACUCACAUGGAUUGUUGCCUAACGUUAUUAUACGGAACGCCCCAAUCUCCUCUGACUGCCCUUUGACAAACAUUGACACUAAAGCACCGGUAUACUAGUUUAUUAACGACAUCUAUCGGGCUUCGAGCCCUUAGCCAGUAACAGUUAGCCGCAAUGGCCCAUGUGAAACUGGUUUAAAUCUAUGCUUGUUGUUGUUUUACAACGCAAGAGUUUUAUGAACUUUACAGUUUGCGAAAGCCAUCCGCUGCUUUUACUAGUCCACUAUCAGCCGUCAUACUUUUGACAUUGGUUCUUCCUUGCAACAUAUUCAUAGAACAUCGGCAGCGUUUUACAUUGCUGGCACCUAUAUGUAGACUUGGUAUAAGCAGUAAACAAGUAUCUCCUACUACGGUUUUGGGCGCCAUUUGCAAGGGGUUGGACACACGCUCAGGCUCUAACCAGCCUGUGAGGUUUGCCUUGCGCUGGUCUACAAGGUUAACUAGGUGUGCGACCUGAGCAAUGAAAUUUGCUCGACUGCUGCGGACAACAGCGGAGGACUUGCCAGAACUACAAUGCUUGUUUCAUAUUUAUAAGCACUUAAAGAAGGAGCUAAAGCAGCUACCAGCUCGCUCAGAUGGCAAAGGUCCUCCCGGAGAAGCACAGACAAGCCAGCCUGGCGAGGAAGCCGCAGACGGGGCUAACAGCGCCCAGCGCGCGGCUGCUGAAGCUGCUGAAGAAGCGCGCUUUACCGCUGUACUAACAGACCACUUACAGCGGCUUAACGAUCGUUUCUUGGAGCGGGAGGAGACAUGCGUCAUCCAGCUCGAACGUCUGGAAGCAGAAGCAGCUGCCUGCACCGCUGCUGCAAAAGCUGCCUCCUCAGAUGCAGCUGCUGCAGCAGCGGAUAGCGGGCCUGAAGCCGAGGCUGCCGAGGCUGCUGCCGCUGAAGCGUUGAAUGCGGUUUCGGAGCAGCGAGCUCAGCUCUACAAGCGCUUUGUCAACUUCCACGGCGAGGUGCUGCUGCUGGUUCACUGGUCGGUGCUGGCCUACACGGCCACCGUCAAGAUCCUGAAGAAGCACCACAAGCGCACCGGCUUGCUGCUGCGCGCCCCACAGCUGGGGGACCUGCUGUCGCAGCCCUUCUGCUCCUCAGAGCUCAUGACGGGUCUGGCCCGUAAGGCCGAGUCCUGCAUACACCGCCUGGCUGGCCAGCUCUCCGUCUCGGGUACCUCGGGUGGAGGAGGAGGAGGGGAGGCAGCAGCAGCAGCAGCAGCCGGGCGGCCCACUGCCACUGCCCUUGCCGACGACCCUGUUGAGGCAGGCGGAGGUGGCGGAGGUGGAGAUACGCUUGGUGGUGGUGUCGAUGAGGGUGAUUCGUACGGCGGUGUGGCGGGAGGUGGAGGUGGAUGCAGUCCCAGUUGCUCGGAGAGCGGCGGCGGCGGCGGAGGGAUGGGGAAUGAGAUGGAGGUGGCGACGGCGGCGCUUGGGAGAGCGGGAGGGGAGGCGGCAGCUGCAGGUCAGCAAGGGCAACAGCAGCAACAACCACGGCGGCAGAAACGACGGCGGCAGUCGCAAGGUGCGAUUGCUACGGCAGCUGAAACCGCCGCCGCCGCUGCUGCUGCUGCUGGCACAGUAGCAGGCACUCCAGCAGCAGCAGCAGGAACCGCAGCAGGCGCCCAGGCGGGCAGCGGCGGCUUCCUGCGCAACCUGACUCGGCUGAGCGACAACAACAGCGCCGCCAGUCUGUCGGGGCCCUACGUGCUGGAGCAGCUUGCAGAGCUGCAGCACUUUGUGGACGAGUACGACAACCUAGAAGAAGACAAUGAAGAGGAGGACGAGGAGGAGGAUGAGGAGGACGGCGCCGGCAGUGCUGCGGCGGGGGCAGCGGCGGUGGGGACAGCGGCAGCAGCAGCGCAUGCAACACACGUCGGCCGCACAGGCUGUGUUGUUGAGGGGAGCGCUGCUGCUGCUACUGCUGCUGCUGCUGCGCAUGAUGACGUGGCAGCUGCAGCAGCCGCUGCUCCUGCCGCGCUGGCGGCCGCGGCAGCUGCAGCCCAGGAAGCCGUCGGGGCCGGCGCGGGUACGUCCACCCGUCAUGACACCGCCCCUGGGUUCGCCGCAGGGGGUGGCGACACUGAUGCUGUGGCAGCGGCGAACACGGCGACGGCGGCGGCAGCAACGGAUGCAGCGGAAGCCGAUGAGGGGCAGCGUCACACGUCGUCCCCCCGGAGCCAUGUUCAUGCCGGCCACCAGGGCCCCUGCAUGGCGUCAACCGUGCCAGGGGGUUUGGGAGAUGCAGGCCAGCUGAUGUCGGGUUCCGGGGGAUCUGGAUCUGGAUCCGGACAGGGCUCGGGUCCUGCUGGGGUGGAUGCGGCUGGUGCUGCUGCUGCUGCUGGUGCCUUGGCCGGAGGUGCGGGAGGCGGUUCAGGAGCAGGGCGAGAAGCAGCUGCUGCAGGAGGCGGGGGAGGGGGUCAGGGCAGCAGGUGCGUGGGGAGGUGUUUGCCGGAGAGCAGCAGCGGUAGCGCGGCGGCGGCGGCGGGCGGUGGUGGCGGCGGCGGAAGCGUGUCGGCGGGGGUCAGCGAGUCCUUUGGAGCGCCGCCGCGGGGGCUGCUGCCGACCCCCGCAAACCUCCUGCGGCGCACCCAGGUUGCCCUCACCAUGUGGGAGCAGCUUCGGAACAACGCCUCCACGCCCUCCACCGUCAUCGACCCGGCAGCAGGCCCGGCAGCAGGCCCGGGUGCAGGGCAACAGGGGGGGCGCAGUCAGGGAGGCAUGGGGGGGCAUGCAGGCGGCUUGGGGGGCGGCGGGUUGGGGUUGUUGGGGGGCGGGGGCGGCAAGAAGCGGCGACAUGAGGAGGCGGGCUGCGGCGGGGUGGGAGGCGCGCAGAUGGGGAGCUUUGCUGAUGAUAGCGACAGUAACAGCGACUGAGUGAGGUGGGCUGAUGCUGUUGGGGGGCAUGCAAUGCGAUGAGGUGGCAUGUAAUGGGUGAGAGGUGGGGUGCUGGGGUUGAUGGUGGGUGUGCGGGCUUUUGGUCAGCGGAGACUUGCACCCAAAGCGAGGCAGAGUAAGGAGAGGAGGAAGGGAAGGGCGCUUUCGAUGCAGCGUGUUGUGAGCAGCUGCAACUGAAUGGGCUGUGGCUGACUGGCUGGCUGGUUGCUGCAGGAAAGAAUUGGAGGAUGGCGUGAAGGUGCGAAGGUGUGAAGGCGAGGGCGAAAACGCUUUUGCUGUUUGAGAUCCGCUGGGAUUGUCGUUAGUAAGGCUGCAUGCCGGGUUGGGUACUUUGGGGAUUGGAGCAGCAGUGGGUUGAGGUUUUGAGGUCGAAUGGGUGCCGUCUGUUGGCUGCUGACGGGAUGCGAUGGUAGGCUGCCAGCGUUGUCGCUGCUAUUGUUGUGCCUCGGCUGUUUGCUCUCGAAUGGAUUGCCAUCCUUGAAACUACUUGAGGCGUGUACUGACAGUGUGCGGAACCAACAGUGUGGGGUAAUAAUAACUAGUGUGGGGUAGUAAUAACAGUGUGGGGUAUUAUUAAUAACCGUGUGUGCCGCAGCUCGGUAUUAGGGUUGGGUACGUGCAGCAGCUGUUAAAAGCAUCGCCCGUUUUUGUACCGUCGUUUUGCCCACAUGGGGAAAUGCCGCUCUUUCGCACGAAGGAACGUCGAGGGAAUUCCGAAGAGUGCGUGCCGUGGGGCUCUGUAUGUUGUCGUUGGGCUCUUACCUGCGGCGUCGUCCGUUAUUACACUUUCGUGUGCUUCCUAAGAUGCCCUGCGUAUGCGUCGUCCGUUGCCCUUUCCGCAUGCAUAACGACCACUUACCGUAUUGAUGCUAACUAACAACAGUAGUAGAUGCAACUAACGCUUGAAGGAAUGGUAACAAAUUCCACCUCGGUUGUCGAAUUGUUUGGGCGAUGGGCCGAUGGCGAACUACUUUGGACUCUGCUGACGUACGCGCUCUGUCAGUUGCUGCUGUUGUUGCUGCUGCUGCCGCGAGUUCAUGCAAGGGGAAAUUGCGUCUGUUGUUGAGGCGCUUAAAGGGUAUGUGGCUUCCUAUGUAUGGUGCUACUUGUAAUGGUGUGCGUUAAGGAAACUGGAUCUGUAUCGUGCAGUUAGGCUUGCCACCGGUCCACAAGGUGUACGAUGCACGGAAGCCAUUGCAGGUGCGGAAGGACGUGCGUGUCUGUUUUUGCGUUUCAAAGUUCGGAUGGUGUGUUUGCUCGGAGAGUGGGUUGCCUCUGCCCCAUGUGUCCUCUGCGCCGCUGGGAGAAGGCAAACAAGAAGGCACGGGUCCCGCUAUACGGGCAGCGGUACAGCGAAUAGCAGAAGCAAUAAUGCUAUAGAACAAACCAUUAUCUCAUUAUGUUUGUUUUUGUGAGGCACGGCUCGGUAUCACUGAUAUGUAACGUUCAAACGUGGUAGCGAUAGGAGGGGAACAUGGAGGAGAAUAUAAACAGGUGCGAUAACGACCGGA